Molecule: messenger RNA, 1287 nt
Organism: Salvia splendens (bonfire salvia)
Lineage: Eukaryota; Viridiplantae; Streptophyta; Magnoliopsida; Lamiales; Lamiaceae
Product: octanoyltransferase LIP2p2, chloroplastic
Exons: 3
Coding region: 344-1180 (278 amino acids)
Biological process (GO): protein lipoylation
Molecular function (GO): lipoyl(octanoyl) transferase activity
Source: RefSeq, a predicted model, not a curated record
UUCUCCUUCCAAUGGUGUACAUUUCGGGUUUGCUUUGGUUGGUCCGCUGCUACAAACCAACAGCAGCCUUGAUGCUUCGCCCACUUUUCACUCUCCCUCGUGUCUGAUUUGUGCAUUUCCAUGCUCGAAUUCUGAUUCUAUGACCUCUUUUUCUACGUGGUAGAUGAAGUGCAAAUAUGAAUUUAUUGGUCAAUCCUAGUCUAAGCUAUGCGCCGACGCCAUUCAAUCAAAACCCCUCUAAAACCACCCGCAAAAUCCGUUCUUGUCAUCUCAUCUCAACGCCCCACAAAACCAGAAGAAGGUAUUCCUUUGAAUUCCACUUUUAAGGUUUUUGUACUAAUUUAUGUUUGAAUUUUGGUGUGAUUUGUAUGACUUGCACAAGGAGGUGGUUCCGUGCGCAGAGGCGUGGUCGUGGCAGAAGGCCAUUGUGAGGGAGAGAAGUGCACUGAGUGGCAGAAAUGAAGAUUUCUCAGACAGUUUGAUUGUCUUACAACACCACCCUGUUUACACCAUGGGCACCGGCAGCUGUGAGAAUUACUUGAAUUUUGAUGUCAACAAUGCUCCUUUUGAUUUGUAUGGCACUGAAAGAGGUGGUGAAGUUACAUAUCAUGGCCCUGGUCAGCUAGUCAUGUAUCCUAUCAUCAAUCUCCGGUAUUACAAGAUGGAUCCCCAUUGGUACCUGAGAUCACUCGAAGAGGUGGUUAUUCGGGCUCUUUCUUCUACAUUUGCGAUUAAAGCUUCAAGAGUUGAGGGUUUAACUGGUGUUUGGGUUGGUGAUGCGAAAUUAGCUGCCAUUGGUAUCGAAGUAUCAAAAUGGAUAGCAUAUCAUGGCUUGGCACUGAAUGUAACCACGGACUUACGACCCUUUGAUCAGAUAAUCCCAUGUGGGAUUAGGGAUCGUCAAGUUGGAAGCAUCAAGGGGCUCCUAAACGAAAAUGGGCACCGAGUCGAAGAUUAUGAUCUCAAUGAUGAUCAAGAUUUGAUGUACACUACUUGUAAGUCGCUUGUUAGGGAAUUCUGUGAUGUUUUUCAAAUCGACUUGUGCCAAAAAACUUUACAAAGACCGGCUACUGACUGGGAAUCUGUUGGCCUAACAUCUUGCAGAUCCAAUCUUCACAAAAGAUUAAGAAAAGAUAGCAUUCUGUGCACUUUCAUUGUAUUGUGUGCUUCAUUAGCAUAAUACAGACGGGUUUGAGCAGCUUCAGUCUUAAUAACCAUAAAGUUUAGUCUAAUCCAUGAAUCUUUAAAACAAGUUUGGAAUGUAUGAAAGGAGGUUAUGUUUCAUUU